Tripterygium wilfordii is the source of this 321-nucleotide messenger RNA. RefSeq names its product (S)-scoulerine 9-O-methyltransferase-like. Lineage: Eukaryota; Viridiplantae; Streptophyta; Magnoliopsida; Celastrales; Celastraceae. Gene Ontology annotation, molecular function: O-methyltransferase activity. The transcript is spliced from 2 exons. The record is from RefSeq and is a predicted model, not a curated record. Bases 1 to 321 code for a protein of 106 amino acids.
AUGAAGCAUAUUACUGGAGAUAUGUUUGAGUCAUUGUCUGCUGCACAAACAAUGUUCUUAAAGGCAUUGCCGAAAAAUGGCAAGGUCAUAGUUGUGGAAUUUGCAGUUUCCAAAGACUGUAAUGAAUCAGUGCACGCAAUAUUCAUGGAAGUGAUGAUGGUGAUACUAAAUCUCGGGGGUAAGGAGCGAACAACAGUUGAACUCUACUGGCUUGCUAAAGCUGCAUGUUUUGCUCAAGCUGCAGUUGAACGACAUUUCGGGCUAUUGUUAGAGUUGCUUAGUUUUAUUGAGGUGUAUGCGCAUAAUUUAAUAUGCAUGUGA